UCCACGAUCGUUUGGUCGAGUCUUGUUCUGUCAGGUCAAAGUUCAGUCUGCGCGCUUACUCUCCGUCUUUGAGAACAAGGAACAGAGAAUUCUCUCUGUGAGCAAAUAUAAAGUGAAACUCAGACUGGUGUUUAGUUUGUUGAUGAUACAACUGUAUCCUUAACCAUAUCCAUGAAUAUCACCGGCUGUGUUUUCUAGGCGGUGAGUUUGCUAGUUUUUCGCUGUUGUGUCUGUUAGCAUUGCUAGCCUCGUUAGCCGCUUUGGUGGACUGAUGACCGAAUCCAGAGUUAAUUAGUCCAAUUUUGAAGCUAACAGGGGGAGACUAUUUUAAAGUGUGUCGCGGUAAAUCCAGGCGUGCAGCCAUGCAGGACCUACUGGCUAACGUGGACCACAUCAAGUUUGACCUGGAGAUCGCCGUGGAGCAACAGCAUGGAGCGCAGCCUCUUCCUUUCCCUGGCAUGGACAAAUCCGGUUCUGCUGUGUGCGAGUUCUUCAUGAGAGCAGCGUGUGUAAAAGGUGGGAUGUGUCCGUUUCGUCACAUCAGUGGAGAGAAGACAGUUGUCUGUAAGCACUGGCUGAGAGGACUGUGUAAAAAAGGGGACCAGUGCGAGUUUCUCCAUGAAUACGACAUGACCAAGAUGCCUGAAUGUUACUUCUACUCCAAGUUUGGUGAGUGUAGCAACAAGGAAUGUCCGUUCCUGCACAUCGAUCCAGAGUCUAAGAUAAAAGACUGUCCCUGGUAUGACAGAGGCUUCUGCAAACAUGGUCCUGACUGCAGACACAGGCACACGAGACGAGUGAUCUGUGUGAAUUAUCUGGUGGGAUUUUGUCCAGAAGGGAAAUCUUGUAAAUUUAUGCACCCUCGUUUUGAGUUACCAAUGGGAGCAUCUGAACAACCUCCUCUACCACAGCAGAACAUGAACCAAACCAAGCCUGUGCCCAUCCUCGGUCGGUCGUCGGUCUCUUUAAUUCAGUUGACCAACUCCAGUCCGGCCCAGCGGCAGCAGAAUCACUCAGGAGGUGUUUUUCCACAGAACAACAUGAUGGGCCAGAGAGGACCUCGUCCACUGGACCAGGUCACCUGCUACAAGUGUGGAGAGAAGGGCCACUAUGCCAACAAAUGCACAAAAGGUCACUUGGCCUUCCUCAGCGGUCAGUAACCUUCAGCUCAGCGGUCCAGACACCACAGCAGUUCCAUAGUCCACCCUCGAGGUGGAGCAGAGGAGACAGAACAGCAGCUCAGCUCCAAGGGGUGAUGUUAAAGACUGGUGCCAUUUACAGUGGGUUUCCUGAGAAGACUCUGAGGUCAUAACCUCUUCGUUUGUGGUUGAGUUAAAAAAAGAAAAAAAAGAAAGAAAAAAAACUGAACUGUGAAGAACCUUUGUGGCAUCAGCGAGAUGUCACAGCCAUGGUUAAGUCUUUUGUCUCAGUAGAUGCAACUCUGUAAAAUAUUGUUUGUAUACUCUUUUCCAGUUCAUGUGACCAUGCUGCAAAUCUGGUCAUUCUAAAUUUGUAUAAAAAAAAAAAGAAAGAAAAAAAUCUGAGCUGGGCAGGAAGUUCCUCUAAUGACAUUUCUACUUUAAACUACUGAAACCUUCAUCAAUUUAAGGUACACUGUAAAAGACAAACAUUUAUAUUCAACUUCUGUUUGAUUCAUCAUUAGUUUACUGCAGAUUUUACAUGGAUACACUUACCUGUAGGUAAAGGUGUUGUCUGUUAUUCUUUCAGGAACAUCAGAAAUGGUUCUUUAUCAGUUACAAAUUUAUGUUCAACAGUCACUAUACAAGGUGUAAAUAAAUGUUCAUGUUAAACUGACA
Cynoglossus semilaevis (tongue sole) is the source of this 1817-nucleotide messenger RNA. It is a transcript of the gene cpsf4, whose product is annotated as cleavage and polyadenylation specific factor 4. The record is from RefSeq and is a predicted model, not a curated record. The coding region runs from base 363 to 1160 and encodes 265 amino acids. NCBI's taxonomy places the organism in Eukaryota, Metazoa, Chordata, Actinopteri, Pleuronectiformes, Cynoglossidae. The transcript is spliced from 8 exons. Gene Ontology annotation, molecular function: zinc ion binding; RNA binding.